Molecule: messenger RNA, 6035 nt
Organism: Magallana angulata
Lineage: Eukaryota; Metazoa; Mollusca; Bivalvia; Ostreida; Ostreidae
Exons: 10
Coding region: 338-2581 (747 amino acids)
Biological process (GO): hormone-mediated signaling pathway; positive regulation of transcription by RNA polymerase II; cell differentiation
Molecular function (GO): zinc ion binding; nuclear receptor activity; RNA polymerase II cis-regulatory region sequence-specific DNA binding
Source: RefSeq, a predicted model, not a curated record
UCACGCAAAUCUUGCGCGGUUAGCUGGUUCGUAUUGACAACGCCAGUGACCUACAUUUUUCAUGUUUAUUUUCACCUGCCAAUAGCCACGGAUGUUUCGACAAAGCUUUCUGGUGAACAUUUUUCCGAUACACCGAUAUGUCAAUAUAUUCUUUUAAUGCUUAUAAGAGAGUCUGCCAUUGGUUUUCUUCAGUGUAGGUGCGAGCGAGAAAGAAGGACAGGUUUGAGGAAACCAGGAAUCCAAAUACUAUGUAGGCGUUUUUUUUGACGGGACACAAAUUUGGCGGAUUUGGGCCUAUAAGAAGCUUGUUAAAAGGCGGAUUUGUUGAUUCUCCACAAUGCCGCAUGGAGCAAUCCGGUUUCCAUUCGGGAAAUGUCAUGUGUGUCAGGACCAGGCAACAGGAGUGCAUUAUGGGGUGGCCACAUGUGAGGGAUGCAAGGGAUUUUUCAAAAGAAGCACAAUACGAGGAGAAAAGUAUAAAUGUUUCUUUGGGGGUCAGUGUGAAAUAACACCCCAGAAUAGAAAUCGCUGCAAAUCUUGCAGGUUCAGACUAUGUCUAGAAAGUGGAAUGUCCUUAGAAGCUGUAAAGAUGGGGAGGAUUCCAAAAUUGGAAAAAGAACGUGCAUUAGAGUUAGCAAGUCAGGAGGGAAGUCAUGGAAUUGAGAACUCCAUUAGGGAUGAUACAGUCGAUGGUCAGAAAAAAAGCAUUAAAAAAGGUGUCAAACGGGAACAUAAAUCAACAAGUGGGUUCUCCGGCUUCCAGGGCCAGAAAAAACUGGGUCAUGACGAAAGUGCCCGGAUGUCAAGCUCAUUGGACAGCACCGAAAACAAACCAGAAGGUUUAGAAAUAGUCUUUGAUGUUGAUAAGAGCAGGAUAAUGCAGCCAAGACAGUCCAUAAGUUCUGUCGACUCCUCCACAGAUUCUCAGAGCCUGGAGUAUUUGGGUAAAAGAGUCAGCUCGCCUGAAAGUAACAGUGAUUUGGGUCCCAAUCCGCACUGCCCAGUGUCCGUCUUGGCACCUUAUAAUGACAUUAAUUCCUUUACUUCAUCUCUGCUUUCUGAAUCCAGUACAGUAACUGGUUCAAAUAAUGUACAAAAAAUGGAGGAUAUGGAAACAAAUCGUAUGAUAAAAACAGAAUAUGAUUCGCAGUUUGAGAAUUGCUUACACAGAAAUCCCUCUGGCAGCUCAAGUCUUACUUCACCACCCAUCUUAGACGGGUACCACGCCCAGAAUGGUCCCCCAGCAUCCAUCCACAUUAACAAAUUCUUUCAUGCGAAUUACCCAUCUGAUAUCAACACUGGUUUUGUAAGGCAGGAAGAAAUGAGAACACUUGAUUAUGAGACUGACUUAAAUGAGAAGUUGUAUCCAAAGCACCCGCAGGCUUGUAAUGUAUCUCCUUAUGACUCCAACAGCACUGCAUUGGCUUAUGGGGCUUCAAGUGAUUCACACUGUUGUAUUUCCUCAUCGAGAAGUGAAUCCACAAUAUGGGAUAAGGAAAUUCUGGGGAAGCUACAAGUGAAUGAUAACAGCUUUAAAAUGGAACUGAAAACCUCCGAGAUCUAUGCGCCUGUUCGUAAUCACUAUGCAUAUUUGGGUGAUGUUGAACUGGGCGGGAUGUUUAACCGCCUCCCUCUCUACAUUCAAACCUUGCAGCAGUUGGAUGUUUGUCAGAGGACAGGGCUUCUCCUGAAACUGCAGGAAGUACCAAAUGACAUGAUCAACAAAAUCUGUAAGAUGCUUGCGAUGGAGGACAGGUUUGCAGUCAGUAAGGAGGGAGUCAGCAUGGGGAAGGACUCAACAUUCCUCAUUCAGGGAACCCUUCAAAGGCUCAAGUUUUCCAUGGAUACUCUUUGGAAGCCCAUCUGGCUGAUGAGACAAUAUGUCAGACAAGGAUUAUCAAGCGUGCCUGGAACUAUAAUCUACACUGGAGCCACAGAUGAGGAACUGAAUUAUGUUUGGCCAAGUCUCAUGCAAUCUGUACAGUUCUAUAAUGAUGUGAUAUUAGGAUUUGCCUUUGGCUGCCCUGGAUUCAAGAAUUUACAGAGCGAGUUGAAGGAAAUUCUGACACAGAAUGCCUACUUUGAAAUUUGGAUUCUGUUGAUGGCUGACUUCUGUAUAGACGGCAAAUGCCAUUUUCCACUGCCAAACAAACAAAUCUACACAAACGAAACAAUGAUUAAAAUCCUGAAGGAGAAAUCAGUUGUAGAAAUCAAAGGUGUUUUGGAGAAGAUCAACAAAUGCCAGCUGUGUGACUUAGAAAUCGGUCUCCUUUGUGCAAUUCUUCUUAUACAUCCAGAUGAUGAGAAGCUGGGAAACUCCUCCAUGAACUUAGAGCCCCUGAGAGCUCUACAUUCCCAUUACUUAGACAUCCUAGCCACAGUCGUCACCAAGAUCCACACCACUCAGAGCACGAAGAAACUCAGCGACAUCUUCAGCCUUACCCCCCUCAUUAAGAAGCUGUCCACCCUGCUUCAGUUGCAGGUCACCCAGUAUGGUGUGGAGCAGGUCCCCGAUGAGGAUUGUCUGCAGUCCAUUGCCAUGAAUGCCCAGGCCAAUGUAGAGAAAGAGCAUUUACUGUGAGAAUUAAGAGUCAGAUUAAGGAGAGAAUGCAUGAAGAGUCAGAUUAAGGAGAGGAUGAAGAGUCAGAUUAAGGAGAAUAACAGGCGACCAACAUAAUCAGAAUCAGUGACACUAGGGUCAAGCGACAAUCAUGAAUAUCCAAUGUUUAUAUGUCUUUCAGUCUUGAAAUCCAAUGAUAUAUUUUGAAUGGCUUUAUUUUGUCUAAUGUGGUACUUUAACUUGUGUUUAUAUAUAUAUAUAUAUAUAUAUAUAUAUAUAUAUAUAUAUAUAUAUAUAUAUAUAUAUAUAUAUAUAUAUAUAUAUAUAUAUAUAUAUAUAUAUAUAGUCAUAUUAGUGUGUGCCUUAUUUAUAGCUAUUUAUAGUGGUCAGGCAUGUAAAAAUUAGUCAGUACUAAGUGAUCAAACAUCAAUGUUAUAGCAUUCACACAUUUUCAGUUGAUAUAUGACGUUUAUGUCCGCUGUAGUUAAACAAUGCCAGCUAAAUUCUAUUAAUUAAUUGGUUUGUCACUGACUGUCUAUAGAAAUGACUAUAGAAGGCAAGGAGAAGGAGAGUCUUAAAUGUACUUCUACAACCUGACAUAUUUAUGUAGGUAUAGUCAGAAACAAACCUAACAUUACCAGGUAGUUUUGUUUUGUUGAGGACCCGAUCUUUCUAUAUUAUUGUUAAAUUGAAGAAAGAAAUACAAAGAAAAAUGAUGUUACAGGUGGCAUGUUUUUAUCUAUUAUCUGCUACUUGCUGCCUAUAGAAAUAUAGUUGGCAAUGACAUGAUGCGUUUAAUCAAAAGAUUUUGCAACAUUUUAAUCUGAUGCAAAAACAAAUGACGUUUAUGUCCUCUGUAGUAAGUCUGUUCUGUGAAGGGGCAUGGGUUUGUUAUGGUUGUUAUCUGUUCUUUCAUAGCUCACUGUAUGUGUGAUAUUCCUCAGUCAUUGUUGAUAAGUAUGUCUAGUAGGUCAAAAAAUAUUUAUAUGGUAUUGUUUGUUGUUAAUGUUAUUUGCUGCUGAAUGAAAUCCUGAUUUAAAUUCAUUAAAUAAUUUAAGUCAAGUUGGUGAAAUGUAGUUAAGAUGUCAGCGCUUGCUUUUUAAAAAGUAUAUGGGUCUAGAAGUGGGCUAUAUGAUGUUAAUAUAUGUAUUGUAAGUGACAUAUACUUUCUAAUGUGAAAUAUAGAUUAUUGUACCACCGUUUUUAUCUGUUGAUGUUUGAUAUUGUUCUCAGGUCAGUGUUAAGGCCAAUGGCCUCUUGUUUUGAUGUAUAUAAGAUUUCAUUUUUGACUCAAGUUUGUAAUCACACACAAUCGUUUGCAAAGAAAAAAUGAACAUCGAAAGAGGGUGAUUGUGUGAUAUUUUAUUUCUUUUGAAUUUGAAUCCACCCGAUUGUUCAUGGAGCGUUACUGGUGAUACUUAUGCUAAAAAUGAAUUCUUUAUUAAAGACAAAAGUUCUUAUGCCUAAGAAAAACAUGUUAUUGUUUUUCAUGCUAUACUUUGUGUAAUUGUUUCCCAUGAGCCCAAUACAUAUACUUUUUAAGUGCUUAAAUCCUAUUCUUGAUACAGAGGCCUUGUAAACAGAGAAGGAAUUUAACAAGUGUAUGUCCGAGUUUUCUAUCGUUGAGCCACAAAUCAAACUGAGUGCUCAUAUAUAAGACUAAGCUCAAAUUCUGAUGACCAAACCAGUUUGUUGCUCUUCAGGGUAAUUUACAUGUUUGACUCUGAAUUUUAGUAGUUAUACAGAACAGUUCUUCUUUGUAUUAGAAUUUAGAACCAUUUUAAUAAGACCUUGGACUUUCAGUAGGACGUAAUUAUAUCUAUUUCUUUCGUCAAAACAAGUUAAAAAUGAUGCUGGUUCAAGCGAAAUUUACACCGAUUGCGUAGUCAUAGCUCAAAAGCCAGACAAAUCUUGUUGAUUUCAAAAGGCCAUAUCUGAAUGGCCAGCGAUGAAAUAGACAAACCUACGUCACAUUGCUGCUAACACAACUAUCAAAAGUCCAAGCUCUUGUUAAAAUGGUUGUAAAAAUUAGAAGUCCUGUAUUGUUAGUUUUUGUGAUACAUCCUUCACCCAUAAUUUGCAACCUAUGGAAUGGUUACCGUAAUAAUAUAUGGUCUUUAAAAUUAAUUUAUUUUUUUAAUGUUUAAGAAAUUGCAAUUUGCAAAAUUAUCUGCAUGCAAAAUUAUUGAUCUGCAUGCAAGAUUAUUUAGAUGAUUCAUAGGGCUUUGUUAUCAAGCUCUAAUCUAUACUUUAAUUGGCUUUAAUUUCUUUUAAAUGGAUAUUCUACUGUUAUUAUAUUAUAAAAAUUAUCUCUUCAUAUAAAUGUAGAGUCAUCAUUGGAGCUGUUUUUAAAAUCUUUUAAAUGUCAUUUUUGAGGCAUUAAGUUCAUUUUUUAAUUUUUGUAAUUUAAUACUAACUUGAAAACUGUUAUACAACAAUGAGCAUUAUUUACUUACGUGUAUAACACCCUGUGCAUAUAUAAAGAUACAGGUACAUGUUCAUACAAAUCAAUUAGGGGCAUGUGUUCUGUAUUACUGAAGACUGCGAAAUAUUCGCCCCUAUUUAUUUUUGGCCCCUUUCACUUGUUGUCAGUGGGUAAAUUUAAGACUGGGUGAAUUUCAAUGUCUCAAAUAAUCCUUUUAACACAACUUUGUCUGGGCGAAUUGAAGAUGGGGCGAAACCGUGUGCAAGUGAAAAUGGCCAAAAAAUUCCUGUGUACAGUAUCAUCAUUCCAUUUGUAAUGCAGCUAAUACCAUUUUUAUGUCAAACAUUCCUCUAGCAAAACUUGUUAUAUAGUAUAAAUAAUUUAUGUAUCUUCCUCCAACGUUGUUAACAAAAAAUGAAAUUUCAUUAUAAGGUAGAUAAAGUACAAAGGUGCAAUUUCAAAUAUUGAGAUUAGAGAUACUGACAGGUUUUUUUGUACCAUUGGUAGAGCAAGCAAUCUUAAAAUGGACAGGGACACAAUUUAAGCUGAAAAUUUUCCUGUUUUCUCUCUCUCCAUUUUUGCUGAACUAGGGUAUAUUUGAUGUUCAGCCAAAUUUUGAAUAUAAGUUGUCCAUUUAGAUACAGAGGUUACAAUUCUUUAUUUCAUUGAUUUGGCUUUGUUUCUAUGGUUAUUUUUAUAUCAAAUAAUAUGGUUAUUAUUACUGAUUGAUAGGCUUAUCCAGAUGUAUGUUUAGGGGACAUCAGUGCUAAUGCACUUUGAUAAUAGACAAUCAGCCUGUUAUUGUGUGUUCACGAACAUUUACAUGUAUGUCAAUCAUUACAAUGACGUAAAAAUGAGAGUUAUACCGGUAGUAUAAGGAGGUGAUUUGAAGAAGUAUCCUGUGACUUUCAAACAGACUUCUGUGAUUCUCUACUGUAACUGUGUAAAGCAGUACUCCAAAAAAUGAAGAAUUUGAUUCAUUUAUGGUUGUGUUGAUAUUGUUCUCUUAAAACUUUCGAAGUAGUUUGUUAAAUAAAUGAAUACUUACGA